AUGGCCUCCGAUAACAGUAUCAUUGUGCUGGAUGAUGAUGAUGAAGACGAAGCAGUUGUGCAGCCAGGGCCCUCCCACGCGCCCCCCCACCCGGCCUCACCCCCACACCCGGCCUCACCCCUCCACCCGGCCUCACCCCUCCACCCGGCCUCACCCCUCCACCCGACCUCACCCCCCCACCCGACCUCACCCCCCCACCCGGCCUCACCCCUGGCAGAAGCCCCUGCCUCCUCUCAGCCCCAUGGGGCAGGAGGGAACAGUAGUUCUGGCGGCAAGAAAUGCUACAAGUUGGAGAAUGAGAAGCUUUUUGAAGAGUUCCUUGAGCUGUGUAAGGCGCAGACGGUGGACCAUCCUGACGUGGUGCCGUUCCUCAGUAAGCGGCAGCAGCGGGCCCACUCUGUGUUUCUGGCCUCGGCGGAGUUCUGCAACAUCCUCUCCCGGGUGCUGUCCCGGGCCCAGAGCCGCCCGGCUAAGCUCUAUGUGUACAUUAACGAGCUCUGCACCGUCCUCAAGGCUCACUCGGCCAAGAAAAAACUGAACGUAGCCCCUGCCGCCACCACCUCUAGUGAGCCCUCCGGGAGUGACCCUCCUGCAGACCCCUCCUCAGACCCCACGAAUGCCGGGACCACGGGCUCUGAGGCCCCAAGGCCCCGUGGCUCCCGGCGGCAGAUCCAGCGCUUAGAGCAGCUGCUCGCCCUCUAUGUGGCAGAGAUUCGACGGCUGCAGGAAAAGGAGUUGGAUCUCAAAGAAUUGGAUGAUCCAGAUUCCACCUACCUGCAGGAGGCCAGGCUGAAGCGGAAGCUGAUCCGCCUCUUUGGGCGGCUGUGUGAGCUGAAAGACUGCUCUUCGCUGACAGGCCGAGUCAUAGAGCAGCGCAUCCCCUACCGCGGCACCCGCUACCCCGAGGUCAACAGGCGCAUAGAGCGGCUCAUCAACAAGCCGGGGCCUGAUACCUUCCCCGACUACGGAGAUGUGCUGCGGGCCGUGGAGAAGGCGGCGGUUCGGCACAGCCUGGGCCUCCCCCGGCAGCAGCUCCAGAUCUUGGCUCAGGAUGCCUUUCGAGAUGUGGGCGUCAGAUUACAGGAGCGGCGCCACCUCGAUCUCAUCUACAACUUCGGCUGUCACCUCACAGAUGAUUACAGGCCAGGCAUUGACCCUGCACUGUCAGACCCUGCCCUGGCCCGGCGCCUUAGGGAAAACCGCAGCUUGGCUAUGAGCCGACUGGAUGAAAUCAUCUCCAAAUAUGCGAUGAUGCAAGACAAGAGUGAGGAGGGCGAGAGACAGAAGAGGAAAGCCCGGCUCUCCCAAACCACCUCUUCCCAUUCUCCAGAUCCCCCCAAAGCCUCCUUGGAUUCUGGUGAGGGCCCUAGUGGAAUGGCAUCCCAGGAACACCCUACCUCUUCCAAGGCUGAGACAGAUGAUGAAGAAGAUGAGGAAAGUGAGGAAGAGGAGGAAGAAGAGGAGGAGGAAGGGGAAGAGGAGGCAGAAGAAGAAGAGGAGGAAGAAGAGGAGACUACAGAUUCUGAAGAAGAGGGGGAUCUGGAACCAAUACCGGAAAGUCAGGAGGAAGAGGAAGAGGAGGAAGAGAAAGAUAAGGACGGAGACCAGAGCUCCAAGUGCCCACCACAGACCUCCACUGCAAAGAGCCUGGAACCCAGCACAGGGAUCAGCGGGUCUUCAGAGGAGCAGCCAAACAGAGGACUCGUAGUGUUACCAUCUUCGCUGCCAGAAAAGCCCCUGGCACUCGCCAGCACAGAUGCAGGAAGCAAUGAGGACUGUCAGGAGGAGAUGUCCCAGGAGAAAGAGAGCCCUGUGUCUCAGGUCUUUGAGCUUGAGAUUGAAGCCUUGACUGUGGAUACCACCCCUUCCCCUGAGGAGGGGGACAUUUCCUCUUCCAGGAGGCAGUCAGAGGACCCCCUCACCACUGUGGUGGAGAAUGGAGCAGCCAUGGUCACCUCCACUUCCUUCAAUGGCGGUGUCUCUCCUCAUGCCUGGGGAGAUUCUAGUCCCCCCUGCAAGAAAUUUCGGAAGGAGAGGCAAACAGGAGCAGGACCUUUAGGAAACAGCUAUGUGGAAGGGCAAAAGGAAGUCCAUGAGAAGACUGAGAAGAAGAUAUGUACCCUGCCCAGCCCACCUUCCCCUUUGGCUUCCAUGGCACCAGUUGCUGAUUCCUCAACAAGGGUGGACUCUCCCAGCCACGGCCUGGUGACCAGCUCCCUCUGUAGCCCAUCUCCAGCCCAGUUGUCCCUAGCCCCCCAGUUACAACCCUCCCAGCCUAGCACUUACAAGAUGAGUGUGGCCACACAGUGCGAUCCAGAGGAGAUCAUCGUGCUCUCAGACUCUGAUUAG
Pipistrellus nathusii (Nathusius's pipistrelle) is the source of this 2349-nucleotide messenger RNA. NCBI's taxonomy places the organism in Eukaryota, Metazoa, Chordata, Mammalia, Chiroptera, Vespertilionidae. The record is from the annotation of a GenBank genome assembly.